Hordeum vulgare subsp. vulgare (domesticated barley) is the source of this 1944-nucleotide messenger RNA. Its product is annotated as ureide permease 1-like. The record is from RefSeq and is a predicted model, not a curated record. NCBI's taxonomy places the organism in Eukaryota, Viridiplantae, Streptophyta, Magnoliopsida, Poales, Poaceae. Gene Ontology annotation, molecular function: uracil:monoatomic cation symporter activity; allantoin:proton symporter activity. The transcript has 7 exons. Gene Ontology annotation, cellular component: membrane. Gene Ontology annotation, biological process: nitrogen compound transport. The coding region runs from base 388 to 1908 and encodes 506 amino acids.
UAGCGAUUUGCUUGGCUGUUCAACGAUUCUUUUCUGACAAAAGAAGAUGCAAGAGCAUUUUUAGUUUUUUACCCCUUGCACAUGCACUGCUGACUUCCCCCAUUGUUCUUCUGACAAAGGAACAUGCCGCUUUAAGCAUAUUUUCCCUUCCUUCUCCCACUCCCAGAUCUGUCUCCGGAGCAGAUUCUAGAGCUUCCUGGUCCAUCUUGCAUGUUUUUUUUCCUUUGCUAAUGCCUUGCAAGUGCUUAUUUAUACAUGAUGGUUGUGGUUUCCCGGGCAGAGGCAGACCUAUGAAUCUUCUUGCAUGUUGACUUGCUGAACUGUUCCAUCCAGAGCUCUUCUCUAGUUAACAUCUUCAUUUUUCAGUGCCGCCGUCACAAAGAUCAGAUGUAUCUGGUGAAGGACAUCGGCGGAGCCAUCGGGCUGAUGGCGGCGGCCUUGGUGCUCCUCGGCACCUGGCCGGUCGUCCUCGCCGUGCUGGAGCGCCGGGGACGGCUGCCGCAGCACACGUACCUCGACUACUCCAUCACCAACUUCCUGGCCGCCGUGCUGAUCGCCCUCACAUUCGGCCAGAUCGGCGGCGACACGCCGGAGACGCCCAAUUUCCUCACUCAGCUCACCCAGCCGCAGGACUACUGGCCGUCCAUCAUGUUUGCGCUGGCGGGCGGCGUGGUGAUCACCCUCGGCACCGUGGCCACGCAGUACGGCUGGGCAUACGUCGGGCUUUCGGUCACCGAGGUCAUGGCCUCAAGUCUCAAGGUUGUCAUAGGGACGACACUGAACUAUUUUCUGGACGGCCGGAUCAACAGGGCGGAGGUUCUCUUCCCCGGCGUCGGAUGUUUUCUGAUUGCAGCGUGCCUAGGCUCACUUGUCCACUCCUCUAAUGCUGCUGACAACCAGGAGAAGCUAUCAAACUCCAGAAACUACUCUACUGGGAACACUGCAAAGGAAGAUCUCACCCAGCGCCUCCUUGAAGAAGAGGAACCAAAGGAUUGUGAAGAAGCAAAGCCCGCACUACCAAAGGCGGUGGAGAAAGUCGAGGCAGGAACAGCAGAUUUCCUUAUUGAUCUCGAGGACAAAAGAUCAAUCAAGACAUUUUCUGAACAACCAAAGAACACACAGUAUGUGUUUUCUUUUGCUGACGAUCGAGGAGAUGAACAUCUCACAGGUCCUCGGGUCCAACACGCUGGUGGGGCUGGCGAUCGUGACGUUCGCGGGGGUGUGCUACUCGCUGUUCGCGCCGGCGUUCAACCUGGCGACCAACGACCAGUGGCACACGCUGCGCGACGGCGUGCCGCACCUGGUGGUCUACACCGCCUACUUCUACUUCUGCCUCUCCUCGCUGGUCGUCGGCGUGGCGCUCAACGUGUGGUGCCUCUACCGCCCCGUGGCCGGCGUGCCGCGGUCGACGCUGCGGGCGUACCUCGCCGACGGGGAGGGGAGGGGGCUGGCGCUGCUGGCGGGGAUGGUGUCCGGGCUGGGCAACGCGUUCACGUUCAUGGCCGGGCAGGCGGCCGGGUACGCGGCGGCGGACUCCGUGCAGGCGCUGCCGCUGGUGAGCACGUUCUGGGGCGUGGUGCUGUUCGGGGAGUACCGGAGGUCGUCGAGGAGGACGUACACGCUGCUGGGGAGCAUGCUCUUCAUGUUCGUCGUCGCCAUGUCCGUGCUCAUGGCCUCCUCCGCGCACAGGAAGCCGCUCUGACGCAACCAACGCUGCUCAUGCAUGGCAUGGCGAUCGGGAGCUUGGGUAGCGACGGCAGAGAGGCUAGCAAGUUCUUCGAUGAGGACGGAUGUUGUGUAAACUUGGACGAGUGCGAUGCAUGCCACAUCUUACCGAUGGUUAGAAAAUUCAGGCACCGUAAUUAUAAGCAAAUGGUGUGGCUAUAUCUUAGUCGACUCAAUACUUAAUCAAGUCUCAAUUAAAUGACAUAACAUUAGAGAAAC